UCAAAAGCUCCCAGGCUAUCGCAGAGCGCACUGGAGCCCUGGCCAGCGCGCAGCCUUCCCGGCGCCGGCAAGCAGGGUCUUGGGAAUUCUUACUUGCUUCGGUUCACUCUCCUUCACAAAAACCACUGGAUCUUACAUGCUUCUGUAACCCCCACUUCCACUCCAUGUCCCUAUGAUCCUGUGCCAGCAACAGGACAAGUUCUCUGGGUGUCAGCUGAGUUACUAAGGUAACUCUACUGGUCAAAAGGCAAACCUUGGUAGAACCUCAAGGUCCUUUGGAAGCAUCCAUCUCUCCUCUUUUUUUUUUUAAUUUUUGGUGUGUGUGUCUUCACUGAACAUUCAAAACUGUUUCUUCAAAGGGUUUUGCAAAAACUUAGACUGUUUUCUAAAGCAGAAACACUGGCGUCCACCGCGGAAGCAAUGGGCAGUGUGCGAACCAACCGCUACAGCAUUGUCUCUUCAGAAGAAGAUGGCAUGAAGUUGGCCACUAUGGCAGUGGCCAAUGGCUUCGGGAACGGCAAGAGUAAAGUCCAUACGCGGCAACAGUGCAGGAGCCGCUUUGUGAAGAAAGAUGGGCACUGCAAUGUCCAGUUCAUUAAUGUGGGUGAGAAGGGACAGAGGUACCUGGCAGACAUCUUUACUACCUGUGUUGACAUUCGUUGGCGAUGGAUGCUGGUUAUCUUCUGCCUGGCAUUUGUGCUCUCCUGGCUGUUCUUUGGCUGUGUGUUUUGGUUGAUAGCUCUGCUCCAUGGGGAUCUGGAUGCUUCUAAAGAGAGCAAAGCUUGUGUGUCUGAGGUCAACAGCUUUACAGCUGCCUUCCUCUUCUCCAUUGAGACCCAGACAACCAUAGGCUAUGGUUUCAGGUGUGUUACAGAUGAGUGCCCAAUUGCUGUUUUCAUGGUGGUAUUCCAGUCAAUCGUAGGCUGCAUCAUCGACGCCUUCAUCAUUGGCGCAGUCAUGGCAAAAAUGGCAAAACCAAAGAAGAGAAAUGAGACUCUUGUUUUCAGUCACAAUGCUGUGAUUGCCAUGAGGGACGGCAAACUAUGCUUAAUGUGGAGGGUGGGCAAUCUUCGCAAAAGCCACCUUGUGGAAGCUCAUGUCCGGGCACAGCUACUCAAAUCCAGAAUCACUUCAGAAGGGGAAUAUAUUCCCUUGGACCAGAUAGACAUCAAUGUUGGUUUUGAUAGUGGAAUUGACCGUAUAUUUCUGGUGUCCCCUAUCACUAUUGUCCAUGAAAUAGAUGAAGACAGCCCUUUAUAUGACUUGAGUAAGCAGGACAUUGACAAUGCAGACUUUGAAAUUGUUGUCAUACUGGAAGGCAUGGUGGAAGCCACUGCCAUGACGACACAAUGCCGGAGUUCAUAUCUGGCCAAUGAAAUUCUCUGGGGUCACCGCUAUGAGCCAGUGCUCUUUGAAGAGAAACACUAUUACAAAGUGGACUAUUCAAGAUUCCAUAAGACUUACGAGGUACCUAACACUCCCCUUUGUAGUGCCAGAGACUUAGCAGAGAAGAAAUACAUCCUCUCAAAUGCGAAUUCAUUUUGCUAUGAAAAUGAAGUUGCCCUCACAAGCAAAGAGGAAGAGGACAGUGAAAAUGGAGUCCCAGAGAGCACAAGUACAGACUCACCUCCUGGCAUAGAUCUUCAUAACCAAGCAAGCGUACCUCUAGAGCCCAGGCCGUUAAGGAGAGAAUCGGAGAUAUGACUGGCUGAUUGCGUCUUUGGAAUAUUUAUGUCGCUGCACAGUCUGUUGCUGGUCAGAGAUCCGGGACAGUUAUACAGACCAUGGUACUGGUCAAGAGGUGGGUGAAGGUGAGCAGCCACAAGAGACUAAGGCUAGCACGAAGGUUUCAAGAAAAGACUGUAAGCUGGAUGACUGAUGUAAAGUGCUUUGCAGGCCUCCGAGUGACCCGAUGGCACAUAUCUGUUGUAGAAUGAGUUGUGGGAUUUUAAAUGUAUUGUUUUGUGUUUUUACAAAACUUGAAUAUGCAGGCAAGCCUCAGUUUUGGUAUUUAGCUUACCUGGAAUGCUUCUCUUUAGGGGAACAAGGAUGAUUUUAAUGGCAUAACACAGGCAAGACUCUGCCUUAAUUUUUUGAAAAGCUGCUAACUACAUGAACACAAACUGUAUUUUUGUUGCAGUGUGGUUUAUCUUUUACAUAAUUUUAAAAAGUCAGUGUUGAACAUUGUUGAAGGCGCACAGUGUGCUUCAAAGUGUCAAGUAUUUGGCUAUUAACUGCCAAAAUGAGAGCCUGAUUUUCUGAGGCCAGUAAUUUGUUUGCUAAAAUUGAUCUCUCUGAUCUCCAAUCUCUCUCUCUCUCUCUCUCUCUCUCUCUCUCUCUCUCUCUCUCUCUCUCUCUCUCUCUCUCCCUCUCCCCACUUUCUCGUUACGUAAGGGCAUUAUGUAACACUAGCCAAAUGGUAGCCUCUGGGUUUUAUACUUUUCCUUUCCACGACACUAAUAGGUUAUCUCAAAUUUUCAGUUAGAUUACCUAAAAUAAAUACCAAAGAUAAUGCACAUUUUUUUGCACAGUGGAGUUAAUAUUAAAAAGGAAAAAAAAAGCCCCAUGGGUUGUCUGGGAAAUCCAGAGACUAACUUUGAACCUCAACAAGAUGUUGAACAGCCUGUUCGUUCUGCACCUUAGUCUGAAAAAGAGCAUCAAAGUCGAUAAAUGUGUGUUUUCAAUUUUGUUCUUCUGUGCAUCCUUCUUAUUUGAAGAGGAAGGGAAAAAGAACAUGGGUCACACCUACAUGCACACUGUACUAACGUCUUUCUUUCCCUGAUAGAUAGUGUUGAUCAGGCUAAUGUAUUCAAAGGAGAGAGAGAGUGAUACUCAGACAUUUCUGAGCUUUCCUCUUUCUGCACAUUCCAAAGCUUAUUCCAUAAGAUCAGAUCUUGCUUGAACUUUGUGGUAACCUGGCAUUCUCUAAACAGAGACAUCCAGCAUGGAAGAUAGAUAGAUUUCAAAUUUUGCAGCUGAAUCAUGGCCUUGACUGUCAGAGUAUUUCUAGCUUGGUAUCAUAUUAGGAAAGAUAUCUGGCCUCUAGGCUUGUCCUUCUGAGGCAUCUGCAGAGAAUCAACAUGGACUAAAUAUGACAAAGCAGGGGAUUUCUCUCUCUCUCUCUCUCUCUCUCUCUCUCUCUCUCUCUCUCUCUCUCUCUCUCUCCCCCCCCCCCUCUCUCUCUCUGUAUGCGCACGUGUGUGUGUGUGUGUGUGUGUGUGUGUGUGUGUGUGUGUGUGUGUUUAUGUGUGUGCCACUUCAAUGCAAAAAUCUGCUUUAUAAGGGAGAGGGAAGCUGCCUUUUUAAUGGCAGAAGGUAGGAGAGAAUGUCUCAGUAUUUUAGAGUCUUAGUGAGCCAUAUAAACACAACACAAUUACAAGCUAAUGAGUUAAUAGUCCAAAGGGUUAUUUCUCUCUGUGUACACACUCAUGAUUAAUGUGAGCUGGCCAUUGUCUCUUAUACAGUCCCAGAGCAGGUUACCAAGGACACAUUAUUUUCUAGAACCCUCUUCUGCCUCGUCACCUGCCUUGAUGAAAACAUCUCUCCCCACCCUCAAUCUAGCCCAAUAAUGCAAGUCUCCCUUCCUUUCCAUCUUUAGAUUUAAAAGUCCCCUACUUGUGGAUCCUAGGGCUGCUAAUUUUGCUUUUUAGUUGGAGUCUGAAAAUCAACUCUCUAAUGGUAUUGCAUCCUAAUAUGCCAUUAAAAAUCAGCUUGUUCUAGAAUCAUGUAUUUUGUUUCAGUUGAUGAUUGUGCUGGUCUGUGGCUUGUGAGCAGCCGUAUCUGAAUGCAGUGCCUGUAAAAUGAUGACAGUUUCUGCUGUUUUCAACUAUCUUAAGUCAAUGGUUUGAGAGCUCUGGGUGUUAUUUAUCAUUGAAAUCAAGAGGGAAGUGUUGAGAAAGGGGUUCUAAUUGUACAUCCAUGUGUAAAGGCAGGGUUGGGAAGUUGCUUGAAGAGUUGGAAGAGUCAGUUGAAGAGAAAACAGACUGGCUUUCGACAGUGCGAGGCCAUGGAGGGCUUCAGAUGCUGCUAUUAAGGUGAUUUGCAAAGGAAAACUAUCAAACCAAAGAGUAUUCAGUGGAAUGUAAACCACAUGAAGAUGCAGUGGAGAAUAGAGGUGACCACCUGGAGUUUCCUCCAAACAUACAGUGCUACCACUUAAAAAGACUUGAGCUAUUUGAAAAGGGGUGGGUACAGGGACAAGAAAAGAGGGAGGGGAAUCUUUCAACUCAUUUCUUAAAAAGAAGAAAGCAUCUAAAAUUUCUGGUGCAUAGGUUUGUUUUUCUUUCUUUUUUUUUUUUCAAGAAACUUUUGCAGAAGCUACAUUUUUGAAGUGUACAUUUUAUAAAGUUUAUCAGAUAUUUUCAUAUUUAAAGCCAAAUGUAAAUAGAAAUCUGUAAAGGAAAAAAAAUACAAUACCAUAGGAGGUUUAAUUAUAGCAGGGGUUCUGAGAGCUAGCACCUAUUAUGCUACCGGUUAGCAUGGUUUUAGUGGCUAUUACCAGCCUUUGGAGGUUCGUUUUGGUAUGUUCUUCUGUUAUUUAUUUCAGCAUGGACUGUUCUUUUGAGAGCUUUUUGUAGUUACUAGCAUUUUAAUAGUUACAAGCUUUAAAUGGCUUUUUGUUUUGUUUUUGCCAAGAGCCAAGACAUAGGUAAUGCACGGCAUUUCUCCCUGCAUUUUUACCUUCAGAAUAUCUGUCUUUAUUGACUGGGCCUCCGGAACUAGUGUACACAACUGCCACUAGUAAGCAGAUGGAGAGACUCACUUUGAACAUCUGGGAUUCAUUCCCAGAUGCCCGUUGCUUCCCUGCUGCAAGCAAAUCCCUCUAGGAUGUAUUCCCUUUUAAAGAAUGUUUGCCCAUAUCUGGAUGGGCAUUAUAUAUAUUUUUUUGGAGGGGGGAGGCAUAGAUUCCUGGUUAUUCUAUUUUUAAAUAAAAGGUAGACAAAGUGAAUUCUAUUUUGAUUAUUGAGAAAGGAAUAGUUUUCUAUCCCUCUAAGAGUAUACUUGAAUCAGACAUUUUUAGAAUGUCGUAUAGCACUGUAGUCAUUUCCAAAUCCCUAGAGAAAGUUCCUUUGACUCCAUUCUUGUUCUGUUAGUGCAUUAUUCAUUGUCUUUCACUUCCUUUCUCCCCAUAUACUCCCUCCCUAAAUCUUGCUGUGUGUCUGAUGACCUUGGUUCCCCAAAGAUGUUCCUCUUGUAGACAACAAAUGUCAGCUUUUAUCUUAUAAUCAGUCACCUCCUAAAAGCAAACAGCUCAUCCAAAGGGGUGGCUUAAGCUCCCCAUCACUCUGUUUAAUGACGUUAAGGUGGAAAGUAUAAAAGUGUUGCAUUAUUACAUCCCCUCCCACAACCUUCCAUAAACUAGAGUUUCUUUCCUAGGAAUGUUAGGUUUCAGCUCUGGGCUCUGGCGAGAUGAACAAUCCUAGCCUUUGACAAUCAUGAUAGUUAUUAUUUUCCCAUCUGCCAUCUUUUUGUACCUAAAGUCUUCCUAUUGCACUGCACAAACCAUGGGUUGUACAUAUUUUUUAUAUAUUAUGUCUUAUUUUAUUAUUUCUAAAUAAAAAAUAAAAUUGAAAAUGAA
Peromyscus californicus insignis is the source of this 5578-nucleotide messenger RNA. RefSeq names its product potassium inwardly rectifying channel subfamily J member 2 (gene Kcnj2). Gene Ontology annotation, cellular component: plasma membrane. Gene Ontology annotation, biological process: regulation of monoatomic ion transmembrane transport; potassium ion import across plasma membrane. Gene Ontology annotation, molecular function: inward rectifier potassium channel activity. Bases 421 to 1704 code for a protein of 427 amino acids. Lineage: Eukaryota; Metazoa; Chordata; Mammalia; Rodentia; Cricetidae. The record is from RefSeq and is a predicted model, not a curated record. The transcript is spliced from 2 exons.